This is a messenger RNA of Porites evermanni, 8846 nucleotides long. Lineage: Eukaryota; Metazoa; Cnidaria; Anthozoa; Scleractinia; Poritidae. The record is from the annotation of a GenBank genome assembly.
AUGGUACAGAUGAAAGUAGCCAAGUGCCCGUCGGAUGCAUUGUCUUUGACGAACUGUUUAAUAGUCAAUGAGAACGAUUUUAGCCCCGAGAGAGUGAAGUAAGUUUUUUGAACCUACAUGUAAGCUGAUGUUGAUGUGACGUGUCUAGAACUUUACCAUUCAAAUCGUAAUUCAAUAUGGUUUAAGAUACUUUGCAAUGCGAGUAAUUAUUGAAGACAAACUGGGAAUUAUGAUUUCUGUUUUUAUUUCUACCAAAUUUAUAUAGGAUGGCUACUUUGCGAUAAGUGGUAAUCUAGAGGGAACUAAAAUUCGAUUCCUCGAAGUGAAAAUGGUGAAAUGCAACCUCAGCUUUUUUUUAGGAAAAAUUUCGUACGAUUUUCUUCGCUUCAGGUUCAGAGCUGGGUAUAUUCUUUUAUACCCCAGAGCUUCUGUAUUUGUACUUUCAUAAGCAAGGACGGUAUUGUAGAUUAGUAACGCAAUGCGAUUAAUUUUGUAACAGAUGUACAAAACUCCUUAAUUUCAAGGCGGAUGCUUAUUUUCGAUUCUGAUUCAUUUUUUAACGACUCAUUGCUUUCAGUUACAGCUUAAAAACUUGAGUCAGUACAUCCAGUUUCUUUGAUUACAGAGGGUAAUUAAAUGUGAUUGGCUCCCCUGGAUUUUUUGGGAAACGUUAAUGACAUUGAUAUUCUGUUUCAAAACAGGAGUUUAGGAGCGAUAGUUUACUAAUUAUUGCCUGCUAGCCUACAUAGAAAAACACGAGAAAAAAACAAAACAACACAAAAUUCAUGAUAAUAUGCCUCAUGGUUUGUAAGCUACACCAGAUCAGUAGAGUUAAGUCAAUAGUAAUAGAGCAUGGGAAAACUUGAUGAGACGUUGUCUGUGCAGAAGUAUUUCCCCUUUAGUACUGUAUGCAAGCUGAACUACUGGAUUGUAGAAAGUAAAGUUUCUUACCUGACCAAAGUGCUGUAUUUGUCUGCUUACCUUUUUUGCAGGCAUGUUGAAGUUCGCACUAAUGCGCCACAGGGUUAUGUCUUUACAAUCAAAGUAUCUGAAGAUAUGUCGCCAGGAUCAGUUGGGUUUAGCCUAGUGCAGGUAACAGAUUGACAUCCCUUCAUCAGUGGGGCAUGAUCAGUGUAUGAAUGUGCUACAAAACAAAACAAAAAAAAGACGGUGCUGUACAUGUACUUUAAAUUCCAGUACAGCGCACAUGUUUACCAUAAAAUUCCGAAAAUAAGCCCCGGGGCUUAUAUUUUUCAAAGGUCCUUUUUGAGGGGCUUAUUUUUUGAGGGGCUUAUAUUUGGAUGGGUUUAUCUACAGAGGGAAAUUUGCGUUUCAAAAUCGAUUGGACUAGCCUUAUAGUUUAAAGUAAAAUUACCGUUUUUGCUUUGUUUUACUUUGUAUUUGAGGGCAAUUUUCCAAGUAUAAGUCCCCAGGGGCUUAUAUUUAGAGGGGCGAUUUAACGAAGGGUUUUUUGCAUUACCGGUUUGGGGGGCUUAUAUUUGGAGGGGCUUGUAUAUGGAGGGGCGAAUUUUACUGUAUUUUGUGGAAAAGGGACAGUGCCAUAAAGAUUUCAGUGUGCCAUCUCAGAAUGGGAAUGUAGCCUACACAAUAGCAAUAGGGAUUCAUUUGCUCACAAAAAAAUUAAUACUAGAGAACUGACAGAUUUAUCAUACAUGUGUCUUUCCCUAUAAAAUUUUGCUCAGAUUGGGGAUGUAUAUGAAGCUUAUAAAUUGUAAUUAAAGAUAUCUAACUUGAAGGAAAUCUGAAUUAAUCAGAAUGAAAUAAAAAAGUAAAAUAAAAAUAAUAAAUAAUGGUAAUAGGACUGAGUGGUUAACAAAAUCAGACGACGGCGGGAGUCCGAUUUGUUUGAUCACGAGUAUGAUUAUAUACAGACUGAAUUGGACGAUACGAAAUUCUGUUAUCAAUUAAUCAUAACUAUAACAAAAUUUGUGAUGUUUUAGCCCUCUUGAAAAUAAAAAACACAAGAAAUUUCAAGAGUUUUCUUGCUAGCAGGUUAAAAAGCCAUUUAAGUGCGCGUGCUAUGGCGCAUACUGUCCAAUAACAUAGGCAUGACAUGUACUGCCCUAUUACACUGUUCUGUCAGUGCUGAAAUCAGGGCAGUUGAUAGCCUAUCAGAUUUGCGAAUUUAAUGGUGUCCGGUAGCCUGGGGCUAGUGGAUUUUGCUAUCGGGCUAUUGAAUUCUGUUCUUUACUUGCCCAACAGGCAAGCGAUGUUUUUUUGAGGAAUUCGAAUAACAGAAGAACUGUGGAAUCAAUUCUGCUCGUCAAAAAGCUUUUGGGCCUAGUUGAAAUGAUGCUGGGGCUAGUUGAACUGAUGCUAGGGCUAGUUGAACUGAUGCUAGGGCUAGUAAAUGCUAGCUUCAGCUUGCUUAAAUGGCAGGCUGUAAAAAUGAUUUUCUUUGCACCCUGAGUAAUAAUAAUAAUUAAUAAUAGUAAUUAAUACAUUAAAUAGAAAAAAAUUGUAUGAUUUUCUGUUUCAGAGAAAAUGGGCUGGUGUGCAGUUGAACAGUGCUGUGGAUGGUUAGUUUAUUUGGGGAAUUAACAGAUAACCUGAAGAUUUUGCAUGUUUCUUUUAUAUUUUAAAUAUGUAUCUUUUUAAUUUGACCGAUAAGGAUAGACAAUUCCAGUUUAGCCAUGGUCGAAUGUCUUUUCAAACUAGGAAAUUUGCGCAUUUGAUAAAUUGAAAAAAACUAAAUGUUGUCUUCAGAAGUUGAUAAAAAGCUUGACGUGUCAAGAUUCUUCUCCACUCUUUAAAUUCACUAGUUAACAUUGUGUACUUUUUGUGUUGCAUUGUAGUUAUUCCCUUUAGGUUUGGAGAGGGAUCAUUCUUGUCAAAUGUGACAGUUGAAGCAGACUUCCUGCAGAAAGCAAGGUAUGUCAAGAAGAGAUUUUUCAGUAAGUCAAGCAGUUCAUUAACAGGACUCAUUAUAAAAUGCUUUGCUCUUAAGGAAUCGGUAAUUUUUUUUAUCUUGGAAGUCUCAGUGCGUUAUUAAUGGCAAAUUUUAGGUGUGGGUUUUUAGGAUGUAAUGUUUAUCCAGCUCAUCAUACUUAGCUUCAGGUACUGUAAGGAAUUAAGCAAACUACAUUUUUCAUUUUGGAUUCCCUAUCUUUGUGUUGUAUAAAUUACCAUUACACUGUGUAUCAUCCUAUCUUAGGGGCAACAAUGAUGCAUAUGACACAAACAAGAUGGCAGAAGAUUUCACGCAUCAGUUUCUGGACCAAGCUUUUUCUGUGGGGCAACAGGUACAGUUGCAGCGCUGGCAACUUUUUUCUGAAAUAAGAGCAUCACAUGUAGAUUUUUUUCAUAUUCUAACACCCUAUCACAUUCAAAAGCAACUAAAGUGGCAUUCCAGAAAGUUGUGAAUAUCCUUACGGGUUUCUAAACUUGGAGAUUUGAGUUAAUUGAAGCACAGUCAUUCAUCUAGGUUUUCGAGUCUCCUGUUGGUUCAAGCUAAAUAUAUUUUAUGUUUAUUUUCCAAUAAAUUGUCAUUUAAGGCAGUUAUUGGUCAAAUGUUUCUGCCUGGUGUGAGGAAUAAUAGUUUGUCAUCAAGCAUGAGUUGGCAGAGUCCUGAUCUAUAUUGUAUGUGAUUUAUCCUCAGUUGCAUGCAAAGGGCUGUGCUACUCUGAGAUUUAUACUUACCUCACAAAUGUUCUUUUAUUUAAUUACUUUUGGGGUAGGCUGUGUUUUCUUUCCAAGACAAGAAGUAUCUUGUGUUUGUAGUAAAGAGCAUGGAAGGUUAGUCACACAAUAAACUAGUAUUAAAUACAUAAACGGUAGAUUGUAAAUUUAUUAGCCUUGUGCAAAUCAUGGAUUAUAAAUUAUCGGUAAUGGGAAACAUUAAGUUAUGUGAUCAUCAAUAAAUAUGCAUGGAAGAAUGACAAUGUUGUUUAAUAAUAUAAGGUUAAAACCUACUUGUUUGUUUGUUUUUUGUAUAAUCCAUUAAUGAUACUUUUCUGAUACAAAUUUGUAUGUUUUUGUCACGUUCUAAAACACUGCCUCAAGGCUGUACAUAAUUAGAUUGAGUAGAUUUCACUCUGUUGCUUUUGUUUCUUUCAAAAUUUUAAUCAUUCCAUUAGUAUAAGUGGUCCACAGUCAAAAAGCUGAAAUUUUAUAUUAGUUUAAUUUAGGUGAAAAAAAAGGAUGACUGGAACAAUUAACCCACACUACAUACUUUGAUUUUGUUUCUUUCUAUCUAGUUAUUGAUGUCAGCCUUCUUGGUGGUGCAAAAGCAAAACCCUCUCAAGGAACAAAUGUAAACUGUUGCUUCUUACCUCUUAAUGAGUUAAAUGGGGUUCAAUGUAAUUAAAAGAUGGCAAACCACUCAGCUUGUACCAUUGAGUUAUAGUUUCACACAGGAGGUUCAUGUACAUAUUGCUGUGUUCAUCCACUAGCUUUCGUCACCUAUUUUCCUUUCGGGCAAAUAGUAAAUUAGGUAAUUGACCAAUCAGAGUGCACUUUACAUUAAUUGUAAUGUUAUAAAUUAACUUGGUUCAUGACCUUCCUAUGCAGUUAUGUGUGCCAGCAGUUUUACUCUCACUGCUCAAUAUUAUGUGCCAUUGCUUUGUGAUUUAUGACUUUGUGUUGAUGCUUUUCUUUCCCUCCUUAUCAUCUCAGCGUUUUGUUGUUUGGUUCCUUAUUUUCCUGUAGGUUUCCAUGGGAAUGAUAACAAGAAAUACCCAGGUUCUGUUUGAACGGGCAGAGGUAAACACUUACAACAAUUCACAGUUGGCAAUGCACAAAAUCUUACAUGAUGUUCUAACUGUUGGUUGUUACUGUAAUUUUUGUUUGUUUGUUUUGUUUUGUCUUGUUUUUUUUUUAUGGUGGUGAGAAAUGUUUGCAUUACUGUAGACCUAGCAAACUGGUUAGCAACCUUUCCUUCUCAAUUGAAUCACAUUUAUGUCUCUCUUUUUCAGGGAUCAGUGCUUAAUCUCACUGGUACUGCAAAGGGGUGAGUAUGGUGUAGUGUACAUGUACUCUUCUCUACUGGGUAAUUGAGUUCUAAAGCUUCCCUGAAAUGUUCCAAAAGUAUUAUACUUGUAUGGCAACUUAAGAUUUAAAGAUGUUAGCUGAUACACUAAAAUGGACAUGAGCCAAGUUGCGAUUUUUUGUCACUUUCCAUCUUAUUAAUUUCACUUUCCAUAAAAUUCCGCAAAUUUUGUUUUAUAGAAAUAAAAUGCCAGAAAAGACCAUUCAGUUCAUUCUGACCAGAAUAUUUGAGGUCAGCUUUGAAGGUGGUCCACUUUGACUAGUCUGGUUAUUUUGGUAGGUCAGACCAAAAUGUCCCUUUCGAUUUGGCAAAACUGUUUACCCCAGUACUGCUCUUCUGUAUCCUGCUGACAAGUACAAAAACCAAAUGUGCAGUGGCUUGGGUUGGGACUGUACAACAGGAAUGUAGGUGAUCCAUGUGGCACAUGGAAUUUUUGAAAUUUCAAACAAAAUUUUUGCUGAAUAGAAAGCACCCUUUGUGUACAAUUAUGUACCGGUCCAGACCAGUCCACUUGUAAAGAGAAUUUUGCUGAUAUCCAGCCAGAUCACUGUAUUCCUUAGUCUCCCUCACAGCCGUUUUUGUCUAGUCACACAAUGAGCACUCUUUUGCGUGACAAGAAUAAAAAGGUUGUGAGGGAGACUAUCUUUUCCUAACAAAAUAGUUGAACCUCUCUACAAUGGCCCCCUUGGGGACAGAAGAAAGUGGCCGUUGUAAAGAGGUGGCUGUUGUUGAGUGGUUUUAAACAAGAGUCAAUGUAUGGAAUUUUUAUUUGCCGUUGUAGAGAGGUGGUCAUUAGCAGAGACGUGACUGUAGUAUAAUCAGCAGUAAAAGAUUUUUGGCAAAAACUAUUGAGAAAGGCUACACUGUAUUUCUCUUUUAAAAAAUAUUCUGUCAAGCUGGCCAGUUCAAAGGUUUAAUAAGCACCUAAACUUACAGUUCAGUUAGGCUGGCCAUAAUAUUACUAUUAUGUUCUUUAAAUUUUAGAAAAGCUGCGACACAGUCCAUCAUCAGCAGAGAUUGGGAUUUCACAAAGCUGGGAAUUGGAGGUCUUGACAAGGUAAUUAAACUGCUGAGCAGUAUGAAAUUAUUUUCUGUGUGUGUUCACAGUCUGGGGCCAUCAUCCUGAAGAUGUGUGGAAGAAAGGGCUCCAACAAACUUCUGAAAAACUGCCUCAUUAUAUGCUUUUGAAACGAAACAAGAUUUUGACAUUACACCAGGAGCAACUAACGUUGUCAUUGCAGACAUCCCCUCAACAUUUUUGUGUCCUACUCCUUUGUAAGACUAAGACUAACUUUUUUAUUCUUUGCUUUCUGCAAUUACAUGUACACAAAAAUUGUACAUGUACUCCUUUGUCUUCAUUUCAUUUAUAUCUAGCCCAAGCUAUUCAAAAGCUGGAUAGCGCUAUCCAUCAAAUCAAGCACUACAGCUGUAUUUAGCAAACCAAUUGUGGUAUACAUGUAUAUUGGAUAGUCGGAGUUUUUAUUAAGUGGAUAGCAGCUGCACUCUCCACCUUUUGAACAACUCAGGCCUGGUUAUGAAAACAUAACAAAAUUUUUUUGUACCCAGUUUUGAAAAUGCAAUUUAACAUCAAUUUCUGUUGAUGCUCUUCUAACCAGGAAUUCUCUAACAUCAUAAGAAGAGCUUUUGCAACACGUCUCUUUCCACCAGAAGUUGUCGACAAGCUAGGUAUAUUAAUUUUUUUCCUUCAAACUAGUUGCAUAGCAGCAUUUCAGUUUUGUCUGUUAUGUGCUCAAUAUCCAUUUUUUUCUUCAAUCAGUUUGAAGGCUCACAGCUGGGUGUGUUUUUUGUAGUACUCUCCAAAGGCAGGGCUAUCAUUAAUGGCCUGUAGCCAGUAUUUUAAGUGGGGUACUACAGUAAAUUCAGCUGGCUACUCUAAGUUUCAAAAGAAGUCAAACGCAACAAGCAUAUUGAGGAUUUUGUGGGAGAAAUAAUGAUUGUAAUUUUGAAGACCAGCUACAUGUCAUUGAAACCAGUAAAGGCUGACUCGAAAGGGAAUCUGGGAAAUUUUUGUUUGUGAAAUCCAGAAUCCUGGUUUUUGGAAUCUACAACGUGGAAUCCUUAAUCCAAGACUGUCUUGGAUUCCCUUACAUUUAGGACAAGCUGACUGAUCUCAAGUGAAUAUCUCUGGUCUUCCAGGGUACCCUAACCCUGUAAAGCAGUGCAGAAUUUUCAUGUAUUAUCCAUGAGUGAUUGGUGACAUGCUAACCUGGUCAUUGUGUAGUGAACUUUUUCAGCCACUGACUAGAAUGGUAAUCAGUUCUAAUUAUAAAUGAACAUCACAAGGACCUGUGAGCACAGCUCUGAUGCAAAUGACCAGUUAACACAAGUAACUUUGAAUGUGUUUAUUAUCUCAUAGGUCUGAGGCAUGUGAAAGGAAUUCUUUUGUUUGGUCCUCCAGGUAUGAUGGAAUAUUCACCAUGCGUGCUGCCACACCACAUUUUAAAAAAUUCAUCCCCUAGAGACAAUAGGGCCAUUUAUACGAGGAAAAAUAAGACGCGUCUUACGUAAGACGCGUCUUAAAUAAGACGCGAACUGUACCAUUUAUACGAGCAUGUCUUAUCUAAUAAGACGCGUCUUCGCUAAGCCGCGUCUUAUUUUAGACGAAAUGUGCCGUUUAUACGGAAAGUUCUCGUCUUAUUUAAGACGCGUCUUAUUUUUCCUCGUAUAAAUGGCCCUAAUGUGUGUAACCAGGGUGGAUGUUGCAGUGAAAAGAUUGACUUGACGCUCUAAGACGUGAUGUUUUAUGGCUACUACCUACUUUAUCUCAAAAAACAGCAACAAGAACAAAAAAAAAAAAGCAGCAGCAACAAUGACAACAACAUUAACAUUAUGGAAAGAACACUUUUAGGGAAAUUAGGCCUUGAACUGGACCAAAGAAAACGUUUGCUAGAAAGUUCACAUUUCCUUUUAUAAAAUCAGAAGAAAUAAAUGGUACCACGCAAAAGCUCUGGCAAAAAGAUUUCAUUUUAAAGGUAGCACGGGAUUUUGUCCACAGAUUUACAAGUUAGAGUGAAAAAAGUCUCUCCAUAACGUGUUCUAGGAGUGAAAGGUUUAAGGUAUUGUUUUUUUCAGGUACUGGUAAGACAUUGAUGGCUCGACAAAUUGGAAAGAUGUUAAACACAAGAGAACCCAAAAUAAUCAGUGGACCAGGUACUGAAUUUAAUCAGAAUAUUAGCUCGUGUUUACGUAGCAAGCGUUUCCGCACAAGUUCGUUGAGAAAGUUGGAACGAGAGCGAAACUUUUGGGCAGUACCGAUUUCGUCGGAAACGCUAUCAAAAGAUAUCAAUGUCCGUAUUAAUGUUAUGUAGUAAUCUUACAAUGUAAUUCAUCUAUGCCUUAUAAGUCCUGGAAUUUAUUUUGACCCAUUUGAUGUUCGUUCUGUUCAUUGUUCUUGAAAAUCCCAAUACAACUUUACGUUUUUUUUUUUCAGAGGUGCUGAAUAAAUAUGUUGGAGAGUCUGAAGCAAAUAUCAGGUCGGUCGAGCAACGAGUAUUCAUAAAUUGUUUUACUGAUUUAUUUAAAAAAAGGUUUACGGCGUUUGUACGUAGAUGGGAUAUGCUCUGUCGUGAAGGAAGCUUCUUGCUUUAAAUAAUCUUCUUUUCAUGUACCCUAUGCUGCUGAUAAUAAAUAACUUUAUAUUUUUAUUCACCAUGCCAGAAUUUUUGUUAGUUUUUAUCUUCCAUUGCUCCUCACUUGUGAUCAUCGUGAAUACUAGAACAUCAUGAUGAGUACUUCAUACGCGAAUUUACCCUUUUUUACCAUUCUCCAUUUUAGAAAGUUAUUUGCCGAAGCAGAAGAAGAGCAGAGAAAGGUUUGU